AUGCAAAAGAUUGACUGGGCCUGUCUGCUGCUGAUCGCAUGUGGGACUGCUGGAGCCGAAUUGCCGAUUGUGGACUUGGGCUAUCAGCGGCACCAAGCUAUUAGUUUCAACUCCACUGGUCGCUAUUACCAAUUCUCCAAUAUCCGCUAUGCCGAACCGCCACUGGGCCCCUUGCGGUUCGCGCUACCUGUUCCCCCACGCAAUCACAGCGACGACGUUGUCAAUGGCAAGGGACUUGGUAAUAUAUGUCCCCAGUCUCAGGCUUGUUGGUUCAAUGUGCAGAGCGAAUUUGUUACUGCCGUGACCGAGGGAUCUUCGUUUAAUUUCACCGCGGCGUAUGAUCAGGUCUAUCGACAGGAUGACUGCACUAAGCCGCGGCCUGUCGCGGACCAGAAUCCACUGGAGUCAGAAGAUUGCCUGUUUCUCGAUGUUUACGUCCCAGAAAGGGUGAUCUCCAAACGACAAGGCGAAAAAGGAAAAUCGAAUCCCCGUGCGCCCGUGUUGGUAUACUUCCAGGACGGAGCCUAUGUGUCCGGGUCCAAGUCGGAUGAGGAUCCCUCUGGCUUGAUCGCAGCCAGCAGUAGAGAUGGGUCCUCUGGUAUAAUCUAUGUGGGAGUCAAUUAUCGGUGGCUUAUCCAGGAAUGUAUCGACCAGCUGGGCAUAUUUGGAUGGCUAUCAGGUCAGAAGUUUCGAUCGGCAGGGGGCGUACCAAAUGCCGGGCUGUAUGAUGAGCGUCUGGCGCUGAAAUGGGUGCAACGGCAUAUCACGAAGUUCGGCGGUGAUCCGUCGCGCGUGACCGUCAUGGGAGUCUCGGCCGGUGGGGGCUCGAUCACGAUGCAAUUGACGGCUUACGGACGCGCCAUUCGCCCUCCAUUCGCCCAGAUCAUUGCGCAGAGCCCGGCCUGGGAACCAGGUACGAAGACACCGGCCAUCGAGGACGACCUGUUGGAUAAAUUAUUGGCGUUGUUGAAUGUCAGCAGCUUGGAGGAGGCCCGGCGUCUGCCGUCCCAGGCCUUGUUAGACGCUAACUAUGAGCUGGUGGCAUCCCGUCCAUAUGGAUCAGGCGUUUUCGGACCAGCCAUUGAUGGAAACUUUGUACCCAAUAGUCCUAAGCGACUUCUGCUCGAGCGCAAGGUUGAUCCCUCAGUGCGAAUCCUUACCUCAUACACCGCAAAUGAAGGCUUCAUGUUAGCCCCAGCCAAUGUAACUAACGAUGCCACCUUCGACCGAUACGCGAAUCUGUUGCUCCGCAGUGCCAAUGCCAGCGUACGCUCUCACAUCGCCCAAGUGCUCUAUCCACCCAUCUUCAAUGGCAGCUGGCCGUAUCGCAGUCAGCACGAACGGGCGAAUCUGCUCUGGUCCGAGCUCUCCACUACCUGCAACACCCUGUAUUUACACAGAGCCGUCGCAACGCCAGGGUAUGCGAUUGAAUAUGCUGUGGCGCCUGCGAUGCAUCUUUCGGACACCCCUUCUGUCUUCUACAAUGGGCAAGGUUCCGACUCUUCGCUGAAUGCCACCAUCGCACAACUCAUGCAGCGGCAGAUUGUGCAGUUUGUCAAGACGGGGAACCCAAAUGCCAAGGGAGACCCUCAUGUGCCUCCCUAUCACGGACAAGCUCAUCUACUUUAUUUGGGAGAUGACGGGGUGAGUGUCAAGCCGGACUUGACUAAUAGAGACCGGUGUGCGUACUGGCAGCAGGUCGAGUUUUGA
Messenger RNA from Penicillium psychrosexuale, 1710 nucleotides. Its product is annotated as Carboxylesterase type B. The transcript is spliced from 4 exons. Bases 1 to 1710 code for a protein of 569 amino acids. The record is from RefSeq and is a predicted model, not a curated record. Lineage: Eukaryota; Fungi; Ascomycota; Eurotiomycetes; Eurotiales; Aspergillaceae.